Messenger RNA from Klebsormidium nitens, 948 nucleotides. NCBI's taxonomy places the organism in Eukaryota, Viridiplantae, Streptophyta, Klebsormidiophyceae, Klebsormidiales, Klebsormidiaceae. The record is from the annotation of a GenBank genome assembly.
AUGCGGAUGUGCCCCUUUGCUGACGUCACCGACCACAUUCUGCUGACGUCCGCAGGCGUCGCCUCGUGCGAGAGAGGCACGUGCACUACGUCCUGCAGCAACGCCAAUUUAGAGUAUGUCGCGGGGGGCCUUACGGCACGUGUAAGGUGCACGUGCAUGCCCCGCCCCACAAAGGCUCCGGGAGGCCGUGGGGACCCACGUUUUGAGGGACCUGAAGGAAUCAAUUAUUACUUCCACGGAGAACAGGUAACGGAAGACGGCCGCUUCAAGGGAACCAGGAUGGACUCCUUCUUUUUCAUCUACACUUCCGAAGACGGGCGGACCGAACACACCGUCCACGUGGCACUCGCUGAUAGGCCCGACGCGUCUCUCGCCAGCAACCUCACAAUCGCUUUCGAUUCGGAGCCAAUCCUUUCCCACGAGCUCGCGGGCUCUGGAGAUGACACGUGGCGCACAUCGGACGGCUCCUGCGUGCUGGAGCGUCUGAUGACGUCAGCCGCGAGGGACGGCGUGCGUGUCAACAUCUCGGGCGUAGUGGAGAUGGAAAUCAAGGCCGUGAAACACACUGGCAGCUUCCCUGACGGCCUCCAUCUCGACUUUGCGAUCAACAACCUGCGCAUGACGCCAUCAGUGCACGGAGUCCUGGGACAGAUGUUUCAGAGCGGCAAACCGCAGCAAUUCGAGGCCCUGGCAGGCCACGUGGGCAAAAACGGCAAAGGCAUCGUCGACGGUACGUACCCCGACUACCAGACAUCCGACCUGACUUCACCCGACUGCAAAUUUGCCCAGUACGUGCGUACCUUCGAAGCGCCCGGUACGGACCAACCGGGCUCGCGCGACGCGGCCGUGUCGCGCAAGAUGCUGAGCGCCGACGCGCAAACCCUGAGCGUCAGCGGCUUCGCGUGCCGCCACGCGGCGGACGGCGAGCUCGUGUGCGCGGGGGUCUGA